AUGGCAAAGAUGCCCGGCAUGAACAUCCCCGUCGACAGUGGCGCCGGUGAAGCCGGCCUAUACUGGUACCCAAUGUCCCAAGAUCCCGUUCAGUUUCAGCGUUCUUAUGCUCGCACCGGUCACUGGGACGGCCUCAACCGCGCAAACUACGAGAUGAUCGUCGGUGCCAAGGUCAACCGCAUCCUCUUUGACGGCGACACCGCCACGGGAGUGCAAUUCGUCUCUCGCAAUAAUACGGGAGCCGCCCCUGUACAGAUCAAAGCCCGUCGCGAAGUCAUCCUCGCCGCCGGCUCCGUACAUACGCCGCAGGUCCUCAUGCUCAGUGGCAUUGGGCCCCGCGCACACCUCGAGCAGGCGCGCAUCGCCGUCAAGGUUGACUUGCCCGGCGUCGGAUCAAACUUCCAAGAUCACAGCUACAUCCCAAGUAUCUCCUACCAAUGGGGCGUCCAGCCGCCCAAUUCGGGCGGAGGCGGCUGGGGAGGCGGCGGUCCGCCUUCCCUAGCCUCCAUGAUCGGCCUUCCCGUCGUCAGCCCGGACAGAUUCGAGACCCUAGCCAAGGCAUUUGAAGCACAAGACCCCAAAUCCCACCUACCCUCGACCUACACCGCCGAGCAAAUCGAGGGUUACAAGCAGCAGCAGAAGGUCUGGGGCAGGCUCAUGCGCUCCAAGAACGUCGUCUUCUCCGAGAUGAUGAUGUACGGCCCCGGCGGCUCCGUGCAGAACCUGCACUGCAUGUCCCGCGGCAACAUCCUUCUCAACACGGCGCAGCCCGAGAGCGAAAUGGUCGUCGACUACCGUGCCGCGUCCAACACCAUCGAUUUGGACGUUAUGGCGGAAAUUAUCAAGUUUAUGCGACGGUACAUGACUACCGGCGACCUGGCGCAGUACCAGGCGCGCGAGACGUCGCCAGGCACGGGCGUGUCGUCCGAUGCGCAGCUCGUCAGCUGGGCCAAGGGGCAGAUUAUCCCGUCCGUGUAUCAUCCUGUCGGUACCACUGCGAAGAUGCCGCGCGAGUGGGGCGGGGUGCUAGAUGAGAAUCUGCUGGUGUAUGGUGUGAAGAAGUUGAGGGUUGUUGAUGCUUCGAUGAUGCCUACGACUGUUGGUGCGACCACGUCCAUGACCGUUUACGCUGUUGCUGAAAAGGUAGGUUCUGAUGUCUCCAAGGCCAUGGGAAGAUUGCUAACAGGAAUGAAAGGCUGCCGAUAUGAUCAAAGCGCAGACACUGUAGCUGAUGCUGGCUCUAUGUGGAACUUUCGAAGGGCAUGGUGGAGAGACAAUAUUGGAUUAGGGGGUCAUGCUGCGACCAUCUUACCACAUUCGUUGAUGCUUUUCACAUACCACGCAGACUCUAACUCGUUUCUGAGCCUGUUGUCAGAGGAUCGUACGAUGCCCAGUGAUCUGAUUGAGUAG
Colletotrichum fioriniae is the source of this 1410-nucleotide messenger RNA. NCBI's taxonomy places the organism in Eukaryota, Fungi, Ascomycota, Sordariomycetes, Glomerellales, Glomerellaceae. The record is from RefSeq and is a predicted model, not a curated record.